Molecule: messenger RNA, 672 nt
Organism: Scaptodrosophila lebanonensis
Lineage: Eukaryota; Metazoa; Arthropoda; Insecta; Diptera; Drosophilidae
Exons: 3
Coding region: 48-494 (148 amino acids)
Source: RefSeq, a predicted model, not a curated record
AAAUCUAAUAGAAAUAAAAUUACUUAAAUUAUCAAAAACUAUCAAACAUGUCUAAAGUUUUGGAUCAAAGCAAAUGGGAUUCAAGUGCCAUUAAACAUUAUUGCAGCAUUCCACGUAUACAGAAGCAUCUGCGAAAGGCCAAUUGGUCGUAUCUGUGCAGCCAUCCUGAGAUUCGUGCCAUUAUUCGCGUCAUACUGCACCAGACCCUCAAUGCCAAUCCCUCCGAUGUCCGACAAUUUGUGGGAAAAUUUUUUAACUGCGGCACGACCCCGCUGCUGGUACCACUUAUUAACGCCCAACUCAAGUACGUUAAGGAUCAGUUGAAACGUGGUCGCUGGAGCGAAUACGAUGCGGAAAUGCUGUUCAAGGAGAGUCCCUCCACCCACUCCUUACUGUCGAAUGCCUCCACGGAAGGUAAUGUACAUCCGGUGCUGACCUAUGCUCUGGUAUUUAAGAUGCCCGAUGAAUGUGGACUCGACCCGCCACCUUUCUGAAGCUAGACAUUUCAUAAAAAUUCGCACUCUCCCGCUGCGCAAGUCCUAUUGAAUGAGUAUUGAAUGUUUUUGGUGACGUAACUAUAGAAUUGCCUUAAAAACUAAGUAUAUUCAUGUAGAAAUCCAAAUUGAUAAAAUUACAUUAAAAAAUUAAAAUAUAUUCAGAGACCAAUUCUUA